AACGUGUAUUGUUAACUGUUGGUUAUUGAUGAAGAUGUAGGUAGAAAUGACGGCUCCAUUCAACAGGGUGGUGACCCACCCUUUCCGACUGCGAACAUGGACAGGAGUGCUUGCGCUGGCCAAGCCCAGCAGGGUCAGGCCACGUGCACAACUCAGCCGAUUGGAACAGGCUAUAAUGUUUCAUGAAACAGAACUACCAAAGCCACCUUCAACACUGGCGGUGGAUUAUAUAGACGCAACAGAUCGUUUCCACGAUGGUGUACUGAUUGUUGGCCUGGGUACUGGAGUUGAUGCCUUCCCGCAGCUGAAGGGAAUGAUGAGACACUAUACUAUCGAAGGGUGUCUGGGAAGAGCAACGGACACAUUUACUUCAGAGGGCUCGACUAUUGAGGACCGCAGCACCGGCCCGCUGGACAUGGACAUCAUGACUAGUGUACUGGAAGAAAAGUUCCGUGGAGAAGUGAUCCUUCCGUUGCCGCCGGUCAAACUUCUCGACGAGCGGCCAAAAAUGGACCGUCAAGCAUUGCGCUACUUCAGGAGAGAACAGGAGGCGCCGGCUGUCAUAUCACACUUUGACUUGGUGCGCAAGCCAUACCUUAUCAAAGAAAUCUACUGCUCAGCAUUUAACCUGCCCAACUUCACUGUGGAGGUGCUGACGUCUGGAAACAUCAAUCCUUACGGACUUGUUUACGCCAUAGCGCAUGAGCUUGGAACUUGCGGGCAUGCAACACGUUCACACAUUGGAAAGAUUGGCCGCUUCUCGGUGUCCGAAUGCUUAUCUGAUGAGAUGCUGGACGAUCCUCGUUGUAUUUACAAUGCAUUAUGCAGUAGCUGGGGUCUGUGGGACACCAGGUUUGUCAGCAAGAAGUUCAAACGAGCACGGGCGGAUAGCAACCGAGAAAGUAUAGAACGAGAGAAGUUGCUUGAGAGGAUCGAUGGCGAUCCACGCAAGCGCGUGGCCAUAGAAAAGUUGUCACCGCUAAUGGCCAAGGGAGCCCUAGCACGUGAAGACUGUCCUCCUGAAGCUGGUCCGCUGAGAGAGAAGCUGAUUGGGGGCAAAGGCCACCGGCAUCUUCAGAAGGUUGUGUCUGAGAUUGGGUCCGAGUUCCAUGCUACAGAUGUGCACCGAGCACCAGAAGUCUUAUCCACAGAUGCUGCUGUGGAGGAUGAACUGUCCGAUGCUGACGGUGAUGGUUUAGAACUGGAGCCACUGAAUGCAAAGAAGGCUCGCCGAUCACCCGGUAUCUCCUCCGAUCCGAAUGAGUUUGCUGCCUAUCGAGGCGGAAAGCCCAUUGAUGAUGUGGCGGCACGGACGAGACGCGAGCUUGACGGCCCAGGACAGCAUGGCAGGUCGACACUGCGCGGCCUGAAAACCAGCCGUGACAGCAGUCGACAAGUCAAUGACGUGCUCUCGCGCUUUUCCAGUGUGAAGGACCGCUUGAAGGAAAUGCAUGACGCGAAACGCCAGCGCCACGAAGGUGGUGGCGUAAACUGGAAAUCAAAGUACGGUGUUUAGAUAGAUUUGCUCUAGGAUCAAGGAUCCCUCAAACUUUUACCAGUACAACUAGCGUGAACUUUAUAGGUGCUGGUUUGCCUGUCGUUGCACUGAUACCAUGGAUGCGUGGGUUAGUAGUGCUGGUACGCGUGUGCUGCCUUCUUCUAAACUCUCUCUCUCUCUCGUUCUAUGCAAUAGCAACACCUUCUACACAAUAUGUUGAGGCAGGCAUAGCAUCUUGAACACGUACACUAACUUACAAUGUAGUACAAGUAGGUAUUAUCAGCAGCAUGUGCCUUGUGGUGUGUUGCACAUACUGCCUAGUUCUUGUGGCUGGCCAUGAGAAUUCUUGCCUGUGUUCUUUCAGAGUUUACAUAGUUUCUUUGAGAUCUUUGAAAAUAGGACUCGAAGCAUAAUUCACAAAAUGUCUACUAG
Sycon ciliatum is the source of this 1930-nucleotide messenger RNA. RefSeq lists its product as uncharacterized. The coding region runs from base 47 to 1516 and encodes 489 amino acids. Gene Ontology annotation, biological process: tRNA modification; mRNA pseudouridine synthesis. Gene Ontology annotation, cellular component: mitochondrion. The transcript is spliced from 8 exons. The record is from RefSeq and is a predicted model, not a curated record. Lineage: Eukaryota; Metazoa; Porifera; Calcarea; Leucosolenida; Sycettidae. Gene Ontology annotation, molecular function: RNA binding; pseudouridine synthase activity.